GCUUGGGAUGCGCAUUUGAAGAGAGAAAAGAGCAUUAUUGUUGAUUUAUUCACUGGCCAGCUGCGUUCAGCUCUUACUUGCUCAAAAUGCCACGCUGUGUCGAGCAGGUUUGAUGCAUUCACAUGUUUACAGUUGCCCAUUCCAAUUGAUCACCUGCUUCUCAUCACAGUUGUUGUAGUGAAGCGUGAUGGGCAAAUCCCAGUGCGAUAUGCAUUUCGGCUGAGCUACGACACGAAAAUAGGAAUGUUCAAGAAAGAACUAUCGGCGUGCUGUGAAUUAUGUCCGAGUUCGUUCCGCAUCCUCUGUCUGAAUCGAUCGGGCCAAAUGAUGGUUUGUUUACUUCCUUUUUAG
Messenger RNA from Gongylonema pulchrum, 351 nucleotides. Lineage: Eukaryota; Metazoa; Nematoda; Chromadorea; Rhabditida; Gongylonematidae. The record is from the annotation of a GenBank genome assembly.